AUGCAAGAUGCGAACGAAAUGAGCAAACGCGUGGAAGACAAAAAAUGGUUGGAUUGGGAAAAAAAGGAAAAACUGGACUGCCAUGAGAAGUGUAGACUUUCAUACUUGGUCAGUGGAACGUAUACUCAGCAUUUUGCGUUGAAUGCACCAAAUAACAAUGUCGUAGCUGCAAGGGAUGAGGUUCCUGAUUUCUAUUACGCGGAUAAUUGCUUCAUUUGUGGUUUGAGUAUAAUAAAAGAUGCGAAAACAAAAAUCUGUACAGUCACACAAAAAGAGACGCGUGAUAACUUGAUUGCAAUGGGUAAGGAAAGAAAUGACUCUUUGGGAAUUAGCGCUGUUGAAAGAUUAGAGAACAUUUCUUGCUUAAUUCGCGUACAAGGCAGAUACCACCGGACAUGCAUGUCUCAUUUCAAUGCGUAUGGUUUAAAAAAAAAUAUCGAUGAUCUAAACUGGUCUAGAAUCGAUUCAUUGUUAGAACCUGUGUGGCAAGUUCUUGAAGAAGACAAAAAUGUUAUUCAUUAUUUGUCGAAGUUAGUAGAACUUGUGGAUGAUGACUCUAUAGAUAGAAGGACUGUAGCAGAUCACAUUAAAAAACGUUACGGUGGGGAAGCUUCAAAUAUAAUGCACAGAGAGAUUCGUAGCAAGCAAUUUGUAAGCGAUCUUUCCUCCGAUUAUCCACCCCACUUUUCGUUCUUUAUUGAGCACUUUCUCCUUAUCGCUGACGAAGAGGAAGAUAAAAAAGCAAAGUCUGUGAAGCGAGACAUGAUAUCUCAAUGCAUACUUUCAUUCAUUCAGCCACGCACGUUUUUGUCCACCCUCCACUUGUCGAUUGGGACAUUGAUUCUGAGAAAAACAGGUUCCAAGUACAUCAUAAAUCUUCUGCAUGCAUUAGGCGUUUGCACUUCUUACUACAAUAUUGAAUUGUAUGAGGCUUCCACAAUAGUGAAUCCACCCAGAUUGAUCAUCGAAAAACCUUUCGUACAAUUUGUAUUUGAUAAUACUGACCACAACGUCAGGACCCUGGACGGACGGGAGACCAUUGUUUAG
Acanthoscelides obtectus is the source of this 1047-nucleotide messenger RNA. NCBI's taxonomy places the organism in Eukaryota, Metazoa, Arthropoda, Insecta, Coleoptera, Chrysomelidae. The record is from the annotation of a GenBank genome assembly.